Zeugodacus cucurbitae (melon fly) is the source of this 1442-nucleotide messenger RNA. RefSeq lists its product as uncharacterized. The annotation marks the transcript as partial. The record is from RefSeq and is a predicted model, not a curated record. NCBI's taxonomy places the organism in Eukaryota, Metazoa, Arthropoda, Insecta, Diptera, Tephritidae. The transcript is spliced from 3 exons.
CACGUGAGCUGCCAGAGCGAACUCGAAAAGGACGGAGCGCAACGAAUAGUGGCAACGCGUCGUGCCAGUGAGUUAGAGACAAUUUUCAGGUGAACAGCAGUGAAUGUCUGUGGAUACAACAAAAUAAAUACAGAAAACAACACACAAGCAGUGGGUUGGAAAGUGACAGUAAGUGAAAUGCCAAUGAAGUGUUUCAAAAUUAAGUAAGAAAUUAUUUGCGAAAAGAAAGCGCAUAUGUGUGCGCGUAGUUCAGUGUUAAAUAGAUAAUAAAUAUAUAGAUAAUUCUCUAACUCAAACGAAAGUGAAAGUGAACGUGACUGCAUAGUGGAAGACAGAAAAAGUGGCUUACGACAAGGCUAAGUGAAAUUUCAGAAAAAUUUAAAGCAAGAAAACGACAUAAAGCACUGGCACUUGUCUUGGCUCCGCGCGCUCGAAACUCGCUUAGCAGUGCGCUCGAGUGUCCGUUCGUUCGUCCUUACUGUUCAUUUCGGGCGCUUGUACGUCAGGCUCCGUGCGCGCGUGUGCUUGUGUCAGUGUGUGCGCUUGUUUGCGUGUCAAGUAAAAUCAAUGAAAGCAAAAGUGAAAACGUGCUAUAGCUAACUGCAACUGUGCACGUCUAUAUAUGUAUGCAACGGGCAGCAAUUGAAGCGCCUGAGGCUGCUGAGCGGAAUUUUUGACCAGUUGAUAGAGGUCGAUAAUCUAUUUCCAUCGAAGAGAAAACAGAGUCAAAAAAGGAUCAGAGGCAUUUUAUCACACAGCUUAGAGAUGCAAUAAUGUCGAUAAAAUGGCGGCAGAGAUUCAAAAGCAAAAAGCGCUUAAAAUUCCAGAAACAACAGCAAUCAACAAAGUUCAACGAGAACACCAAAACAACCACUGAGCCACUCAAGCAGAUGCUGAACAUUGCCGAAAAUCACAAUCACUGCCCCUUGGUCAAUAGUGAUAACAAUAGAAACAACAUAAGCAAUAACAAAGAAAACUCGCCGCCUUCGAAGAGCUGCCACAGCACGAACGUGCAACAGCGAGAUUGCAAUCAGCGCACAUGUGAAGAGCACCAUGCUCGGCCGCAAGAGCAGCGAUGUAAAUUGGAUGUUUCCAAGGAUUCCACAUACGCUCCGUGCCGCCUCACCGGUCUCGCUAGUUUCAAUGCAAGUGCGCGCAAGAACGCCGCUGCCAUUAUAGAACGUGCAACUUCCACAAAGCUACAAAGCGACGCCAUGCUCACACACAACACGGGGUCAAUUCAACCAAAAACAACAAUAAUUGAUUGCACAAUUCCGGAAACAAAAGCAAGCGCGGCGCUGAUGACGAGCGCGAUGCGGGUGUUGGCGCUGGCGGUGGACGCAGACACAGCAGCAGUGACUGCAACAAAGCCAGCCACAGGCAGUGGCAUCCACUUAAAAUGGCCGCAGCCAAGUUGCUUGCCGAGUUUGAGUAGCGGUCUG